UAGAUUGCCAAUGGUGAAACAUGAGACAUAAAGUAAUGAAGACCCUGCCCGUGAGAGCUUACUAGAGUCAGGUGAAGGAGAGAGAAUUGACAGCAUAGGAAAGGAAUGAGUUAAACAUCUUGUGAGGGGUGGACCUAGCUGGAAGGAAAGUACAGCCCUUUGGGAAAAGGGAGGGUUAGUAUAUAUAGGGAAGGAUAGACAUUUUGUCUCUCUCUUGUUGGUGAAAUUGCCUUUGAGUGGGUGAGUGCUGCGUAGCAGAGCUCCCCAUUGUUUAUUGUUGAGAUUCCAAUUUUAAAGAAAAAACGGCAAGCUCUCCCCUGCAUUCCUCACUACAUUCCUGCUAUGUCGUCCUGGGUUUGAAUACUUUGACACCGGAGUUUGUUUUUAACAGACCAGGCGGCGGGGUAGGCCGGAGGUCCGGUCAGGCCGCCCGGAGGUGGAAGGGCGGCUGCCCUCGCCUCCGAGCGCGGCGGACGAAGCAGCGGUGUCAGGCGCCCGCGGGCGCGCGCAUGCGCGCCGCGGUGGGCGCCUGUCGGUGGAGCCACACUCGGUUCCUUUUAAUUCCCCCUCGCUGAGGCCGAAUGGAGGUGCCAGGCGGGGGGGGACAGGCAGGAGACGGCGGUUAGCCGAGCGAGGCCCGUCGCGGGGCCUCGCUCGGCAGUUGAAUGAAGGAGAUGCGGCCGGGAGCUUGCUGGCGGGGAGCAGUGGGACGCGCGCACGAGGUGCGCGCGCGCUCACGCUCGCCUCCGGCGCCGCCGUUCGCGCACGUGUGCGCGCAGCGGCGCCGCCAGCCUCCAUGUCUCCCCAGAUUACUCCCCUGCAGCCGGAGUCCUGCGGGGGGGGGGGGGAGAAGAGGCAGUACAUGUAGGGGUGGCAGCAGGGCCGCUCAGGAGGGGUUUAGCGGCGCUGAGAGACGGGGCGCGCGCACGAGGUGCGCGCGAGCCCGUGCUCACUGCAGGCGGCGCCGUUCUCGCGCGUGUGCCGCAUGUCUCUUGGUCUCCCCAGCGCACUCCCCUGGAGCCUACUAGUAGUUAUUGUGGUGUAGUGGUAAAGUCACUGCACAUCUUAGAAGCUGCACGGGGUUCAAAUCCAAGCAUCUGAGUGUCAUUUAAGAAAGGAGUCCGGAGGGGGGCGGGCGGGGAGGAGAGGCGUGGACUGGUUCGCAGUUAUGGUCAUAGAAGGCAGCAGAGCUGCACACGCCAUCAUUAGCUCUCGCCACGGGGCCCACUCAGCGGCCGGAGUUAGCUCCGGCCUGCGGGGGGUGGGUGCCCGCGGGAGGGUGGAGAGUGACGGCGGCGCUGGCUCUGACGGGCGGGCACAGGAGGAGAGCCAGGAUUGGUGGGGGCCGGGCCACUGGAGGUCAGAGGCGCUGCCGGUUCCCCACCUGGCCGAUCUGGACGCAUCGGGGCCCCGGGUGGCGCCUGUUGGGCGUCGGGCCGUCCGGCGCGCGCCGACGCUGGCUCGGGAGCCCGCAGGGGACAACGCCGUGUGUAGGGGGGGGUUAAGACCCUUCUGGAACACUGGCGUUGGCCCUGGCCACGGUGGUGGCAGCGUUGGGGCCGCUGGCCAAGGCCGCGCCCCGGGAGUAGCAAACAGUUCCGGCGCGCCUGCAGCGGUUGGCGGGUCCGGUACGCAGGCGGUGUCGGCAGCGCAGCGGGUUGCUCGCGCCUGCAGGGAGCUCGGAGCGGCCGCGGCGCAGCUAGAUCAUCGUUCGGGGCGGGACGAGCAGGGGCGUGUGGCGGCGACACCUGCCCCCCCCGGGGUGCUAGGCAUUCACAGCGACUGCUGGCUGGGUCCUCUGCUCUGUUUUCUUCUGCAGGAGCGCGGGGACGGGGGGACGUCGGAGUCCAAGGAUGAGGAGGUCGGAUUUGCCCCGCCGGAGGAUUUCGUGUCGGAGAAGUCGACGGCAUCAGGUGAGGUGGUACAGUCGGUAUCGGGCUCCUCCACGCGCUCUAGUUCUCGCAGCUCUUCCUCUUCCUCCUCUUCCUCUUCUCUGUCGCCACAGGCGUCCGAAGUCAGUAGUACUACUAGGGCGAUGAAGGGGGCGACUAAAUUCGCCAAGAGGGCGGCGGGUCAGCAGGAACGGCGGAAGGGGCGCAAACGGCUUAGCGAGGACUCUCGCUGGGCCAAGAAGCGCCGCGAUUUGCCCGGGGUUGUUCCGCUGCGAUUACACUGCAGUAAUGCGGGGGCUGAGGGACAGCUGCCGUAGGAAGAUUGUGUUCGUCUGUACAAAGGAAGCGAAGAAGGAGUAUAGGUCGGCGGCUGCAAAGAAGGGCAUCGGGGCCGAGGCCUUCCGUACCUUCGACAACUGGCUGGACGGUUUUUGGGUCUUCGCGGCGUGCUAACUGGAAGAUAGGCCGGACGAGCACAGGAACGUGAUUCGGUACAUGCUUCUAAUACAUGACUUGCAGCGCACAUCUUCGGGAUCGGAGUGGCGUAGGUAGAAGCAGGAUGGUUAGCGGGUCAUGGACUUUGGGUUCAAGGGCGUCUAGGUCUGGCUCAAAGUCACUCGGGCUUCGCAGCAGACGGCGGAGCCCCGGAAGCCGGGAGCGGGCGGGCACCACCGCGCAGGGUCGUCCGCCCAGGGGUAAGGCGCGGACGGCGGAUCGGCCAAAUCCAGCCUCCUCCUGCUUCAAAGGCAGUCGUCAAGGUACCCGGGGUAAGCAAACUUAUCCUAGGCAGGCUGCGGGCGGGAGCGCUCCACAGAGCUCCAACGCCAAUUGCUUUAGAAACGAUGGGCAAGGGGUUAAAUUGGUAUCCAAAUAGGGCGGAUGCAAAAUUUCUGUUUUCCGGUUUUAGUUUUGUUUUCGCGUGCCUGUUGCGAGCGAGGUGUCGGUUCGGGCCCAGUGGAUACGGAGGUCACUGCCGUUACAUCCGGACUCAUUCCGUUUUAUGGGGUUUCGGAGCGGAGUAUUUCAUCGGCAACGGUUUGCCGAGGGGAUGUUCCGUUUCAUGCUCGUUUUUCGAACGGUUUAGCACGUUUCUACACUGGUUCGUGGAGUCUUCGCCAAGGGGUCAUGGGGUCGCCCAUUACCUCAAUGACUUCCUGUGUGCGGGGCGGCACAUUCAGCACGGUGCGGCAACUUGCUGGUCAGCAUCCGAGCCCUGUUUUUUCCACUUCGGCGUUUCAGUGGACGAGGAGGAAACUGAGGGACCGUCCUCCUGUUUGUCCUUUUGGGGAUCGAUUUCGACACAGCGGCAGGAUCGGGUCGGCUGCAUCGGGACAAGGUGGUGCAGCUCCGCGAAGCUAUUGGACGGUUCGAAGGGUCGCGUAAGAUCACACUGCCGGAAGCUGGAAAGGGCGACUGCGGGGUGUGCCAGACCACAUCAUUUCGUGCGAUGAUCCUCCGAGAUUAAAGGGGAUGGAGCAAUAGGGGCCUCAUUCCUGGAGGAUCUCAACGGGGUGUGUAUAUGGCAGGCUCCAACGGUGGUCAGCACUAGAUUGCAGUUGUUCACCGAUGCGGCUGGGGCCUCGGGAUACGGAUGUUAUCGGGAGGGAUCUUGGUGCGCGGCUUCGUGGACGGCAUUGCGAAGACGUAACCAGGGACCUUUUGCUUCUGGAGUUUUUUCCCCAUUAUGGGGGCGCUGGAGGUUUGGGGCGAACGGCUGGCUCCUCGCAGCAUCUUGUUUAGAUGUGACAAUCUGGGCGUUGGCGCAUGCGAUAAAUAACAAGGGGGCGAAGUCGCUGUCAUUCUGCGGGUGCUGGGACGUUUGCUGUAGCCAUGCCUACGUCGGAACGUGUGGUUCCGCGCGCAACAGGUGCCGGGGCUGGAGAACGGAAUUGCCGACGCUCUAUCACGAGGGCAGUGGGAAAGUGUUUGUUUGUUGGCACCGGAGGCCGACGAACAUGGUGUUCAGUUUCCCCGUUUAUGUCGGGAGGUAUCAGGACGGAUUGGAGGGUCUUGAGUUGCGGUCAGUCGCGCCAGCCACGCUUAAGCCGUAAGCUUGGAGCGAGUAGGAGGAGUUUGUUUAAGGACGAAUUCAGCAAGGUAAGAGCGGGCAACGGAGGAUGCUUUCUUUUAUUUGGCAGCUUUAUGUUUCGGGUAGAUCCAGAGCGGUGGUCUCCCGGUACUUAGCCAGGAUUUCGUUUUCAGCAGAAUAAAGGGCGUCCCCGACGUGGCUAAGAGCGGGAUUCUGUUGAAGGCGAUGAAAGGGUGGGCGCGAGUCGCGCCGACGCCGCCUGACAGGAGGAGGCCCAUUGAGGCGGCCUUGUUGCUGGAUGUCAUCAGGGCGGUUAGAGGUGUCGCGUCGUCCAUGUUUUGAUUGCGGUUGCUCUUCAAUUUGGCGUGCUCCAUGGCUUACCACGGGGCUUUUAGGGUUUCGGAACUGGUAGCGCCUUCUAAGCGAGCAGAUUCGCGCAUGCUGGUCGGGGACGUGGUGGUGGGUGAGAAGUCCUUGCUUGCAGAUUGCGGCGCUCUAAGACGGACCAAGUGGGGAGAGGUCAAUGGGUCACCUUGGUUCCGGCUCUUGAGGAGAGCAUUUGCCCAGUGAGGUUGGCAGUGCAAUAUGAGGCAGUACGGCCCGACGGUCGGGGGUCAUCGCCGCUGCACUAUGACGGGCUGCCGGUGACGAAGUAUCUAUUUUAUGGGAUGCUGGGUCGCUGUCUUGCGAGCUUGGGCCUUCCACCCGCUGCGUUCGGGACGCAUUCCUUCCGCAUAGGGGCUGCGACGUCGGCUGCGGCGACGGGAUUUUACAUGGCUGAGAUCCAGGCGGUGGGGCGAUGGAAGUCGUCAAGUUACAGACGGUAUAUGCGCCCCGUUGCAUGAGAUGUUAGCUCGCGCGUACUUGUGUGUCAAUUCCAGUCGUUUAAUCAUGUUGUUACAGUUCAGUACGUUAUGGUGUGGUGCGUUUGUUUGUCUCCCCUUUUUAUCCUACUCAGGGAUUAGCUACUCGCCGUUGCUGGCAUGAGCCGGCAGCGGGGGUCUGGAGUUAUUUUGCAAUUUUUUUGCCUGACUUGACGGACUGAAUUCUAAUCCACAAUUCGGCUAAUCUGUUUUAAUCAGAGUCCCUCAGCAGGUCUUUAUGCUUUCACCUCCAGCUGAGUUAUUACAUGUGUUACCCCUUCCCCCCCCCCCCCCCCCCCCCCCCAUUUUUGGUUAUUUUCAUCUUUCCCAUUUGUGUGUUCAUGUUAGGCUUCAAAUUGGCUGAUUGCUCGUGCACAUCGGCUAGGCCGAGACUGCUGCAAUAUACGACAGCAAAAUGUUUCUUUUUGGCAGAUCCUUCAGGUUAAUGCAGUAAAUUAAACAAUGGUAUAGAUGAUUAGUAACCACUUUUACCCCUUUUCCUCCUCUUCAGGUUUGUUGGAAGAUGACUUGCCUAUUUUGGUGGUUGGCCUCUCUUAUGUGUAUUGGGCCGCCCAGUUUUGGCCGCGCAGGGGGCGCAGAUGUUUCCUAGGGCUCGAGAAGUUCGUUGGCUUGGUUGGUAAGGGAUGAUGUGGACGGAGUGGAGAAGUAGACUAGUGAGUCAGGCCAGCAAGCAUGUUAGCCCUAGGGUGUUGGUUGUCCAUUUAGGUGGCAACGACCUGGGGAAGAGGACUUCUUUGGAGAUGCGGUGGGCCAUGAUACAGGAUCUGGCAAGUUUGGCCGCAGCAGUGGACCAAUUGUAUAUUGGUGUUCUCCUUGAUGGUGCCAAGGUUGGGUUGGCAAGGUGUGGCGGACGGUCGCGAAAUUGAGGGGGCCACGCAGAAGGGGAAUGGACCACUUGUAUAUUGGUGUUCUUCUUGAUGGUGCCAAGGUUGAGUUGGCAAGGUAUGACGGACGGUCGCGAAAUUGAGGAGGCCAGGCAGAAGGUGAAUGGGGCGGUGGCGAAGUGGGUUGUCCCACGGAAGCCAAGUGGUUCGCCACCCUAGGAUUCAGUCAGAGACAAAGUCACCUUCUUCGGCCUGAUGGUGUGCAUCUAUCCAAUGAGGGGAUGAUGUUUUUUCCUGGAGGAUCUGUUCCUAGGGUUGCUGGAGUUAGGGUGAGGUUAUGGUGGCGGUGCGUAGACUCUGGGAAGGAGUCUUUCGCUGUUGGCGGAAAAGAACGGCAGUUGGUGGUUGUAUGGUAAGCUGUAGUGAUUUACAGUUUGAUUUGGUUUAGGUGCACUCACCUCCAUCGACUUAUUGGCCGCUUGACCACCCGUCCGGGAAGGCAGCGGCAGGGCACCCAGGAGCGGUGGGUAGUCACUGUGGGGGUGGAGUUGUCACCUAUUACCGGUUUUUGAUAGUUGUAGUAAAAUUAGGAUGGUUUCGAAUUUUUAGUAUUUUACGGUUAAUUUAGGUUAGUAGAGCCGUUCUUUUUGCUGCCACCAUAUGCCGGCUGUAUCGGCAUCUUAACAAAGUUUUCAUUUACAGGUUUGCUAUGGUUAGGGUCAAAUAAAUAGCUAGCAAUUUUUCUGCCAAAUUCAAGUCUCCGUGUCUUUAUUUAUUGGGUUUAGAGGUAACGAAUGCUUUACUUGGAAUGAACGGGUCCACCAAAUGUCACUAGGAUGUUUAGGAGAGAGAAUUGACAGCAUAGGAAAGGAAUGAGUUAAACAUCUUGUGAGGGGUGGACCUAGCUGGAAGGAAAGUACAGCCCUUUGGGAAAAGGGGAGGGUUAGUAUAUAUAGGGAAGGAUAGACAUUUUGUCUCUCUCUUGUUGGUGAAAUUGCCUUCCCGCCCUCCCGCCCUGUUGGUAAAGGUUUCUGGCACGGAGUGCCUUGGCAUUAAAUUGUUGGCUGGUUUUAUCGUUGGCUAUUUAUUGGCGGAAAAGAACGGCAGUUGGUGGUUGUAUGGUAAGCUGUAGUGAUUUACAGUUUGAUUUGGUUUAGGUGCACUCACCUCCAUCGACUUAUUGGCCGCUUGACCACCCGUCCGGGAAGGCAGCGGCAGGGCACCCAGGAGCGGUGGGUAGUCACUGUGGGGGUGGAGUUGUCACCUAUUACCGGUUUUUGAUAGUUGUAGUAAAAUUAGGAUGGUUUCGAAUUUUUAGUAUUUUACGGUUAAUUUAGGUUAGUAGAGCCGUUCUUUUUGCUGCCACCAUAUGCCGGCUGUAUCGGCAUCUUAACAAAGUUUUCAUUUACAGGUUUGCUAUGGUUAGGGUCAAAUAAAUAGCUAGCAAUUUUUCUGCCAAAUU
Molecule: messenger RNA, 7091 nt
Organism: Pseudophryne corroboree (corroboree frog)
Lineage: Eukaryota; Metazoa; Chordata; Amphibia; Anura; Myobatrachidae
Exons: 2
Coding region: 1169-2209 (346 amino acids)
Source: RefSeq, a predicted model, not a curated record